AUGUGGCUACUUGGUUCAACUCCUGAAGUCAUGGAAGAGCGCCUGUCACCUUCUGCGUGUUUCGUCCGGAACCCCGGCAAUAACCAUAACACCGCAGCAGCGAGGGUUCACAGUAUUGAAGCAAUAUUGGGAUUUAAAGACGAAAACAUAUAUAAUCAAUCCGUCUCAUACAAUGGAUCAUCGGGGAAACUCGCCGAGCGGAGAGGGAACGGAAUUAUGUCAUCCCUGAAGAAAGAACACAACACGGAACGUUUUGACAGUGUCUGCUGCAGCAGUUCGGGGGCCUCUGUUAGUCCUGAUUUACCUGACGGGGAGGAUAAACUGUCCGAUGACGAUAACCCAAAGAAAAAGCACCGGCGCAACAGGACUACGUUCACAACCUUUCAGCUGCAUGAGCUGGAGAGAGCGUUCGAGAAGUCGCACUAUCCUGACGUCUACAGCAGAGAGGAGCUCGCGAUGAAAGUGAAUCUUCCGGAGGUUCGAGUGCAGGUGUGGUUCCAGAACCGUCGGGCCAAGUGGCGUCGCCAGGAGAAGCUGGAGGUGAGUUCCAUUAAGCUCCAGGACACCUCCUCUCUCCUGUCCUUCAGCCGCUCCCCUUCCCAGUCCUUGGGCUCCGGACUGCAGCUGGAGCCAUGGCUCAGCACUGCCAUCACCACCACCCCACUGCAGUCCCUACCCGGCUUCAUUACCAGCUCCUCUCAGGGCCUCCCAGGAGCCUCCAGCUACUCCCCUCCAGCCUUCCUCAACUCCCCCAGUUUUGGACACCAUAACCUGCCUCACAUUGGUUCUACGCGCCCUCUUCCUCCACCCCCAUACCAGUGCGCCGUGGCUGGGUACAUGGACAAGUUAGUCAUGGAAGAGUCGGAUCCUCGUAAUUCUAGUAUUGCGUCUCUGAGAAUGAAGGCUAAGGAGCAUAUUCAGUCUAUUGGGAAGACAUGGUGAGGAUGGAUGGAUGCUGUCUGCGUCCCUCUGACUGGGGCCAACACUUUAAAGACUACUACUUCAUGCAGUGUUGCUGCUCUAGUCUGUGGACAUGGAAGUUCUGUGCUGGAGGACUAGUCGACUCCACGAGAUUAUUGUUUCUUCUUCAGUGGUUUACAUCAUCGUCCCAGUCAGUGUUUUUUUGUGAAUUCUCAGUAUUGGAGGAGGAACAACCAUGUCUAAUUUCAGAUGUUCACAUCUUAUAAUGAACUUUAACUGUCAGUGUUAUGCUUGGAUUCACCAAGAUCCAUCCAGUCUGCUUUUAAUGAAAAAAUGAAGGAUGCCAUUGAGGAGAAAGUAGAAAAUUGAAAUGUUUGUCUAUGUUGUUCGCAACCUGCUUUCCUUGUCAUAAUUUCCAUCCCUAUUUGAACAAUUCUCUUGUGUUAUUCUGCUAAGACAAUCCCAUCCCAGGGUCAAUGUAUGUAUUGUUGUUUACCAACCCUUAUUUAGGUACCUUUCUUUCAGUAUUUUUCCAUUUUGUGCUGCUGACUUUACAAACGAACAAAUGUCAAUUUGCUGUAAUUAGUUUCUCUCUGUACGUCAAUGAUAUUAUGGAAAUAAACCUGUAUAUUUACAUCAACCCUCCAGGCUGACAAUGUGCAAACUCAUCCUUCUU
Molecule: messenger RNA, 1597 nt
Organism: Oncorhynchus masou masou (cherry salmon)
Lineage: Eukaryota; Metazoa; Chordata; Actinopteri; Salmoniformes; Salmonidae
Gene: rax
Product: retinal homeobox gene 3
Exons: 3
Coding region: 1-942 (313 amino acids)
Biological process (GO): positive regulation of transcription by RNA polymerase II
Molecular function (GO): DNA-binding transcription factor activity, RNA polymerase II-specific; RNA polymerase II cis-regulatory region sequence-specific DNA binding
Source: RefSeq, a predicted model, not a curated record